UUCCACGUUCAGUAAUCUGACACCGUGAGCCUCACAGGAGAAGGAUGAACCCUUAACUCUGCUGGAAGGACGGAAGGAAGGAACACUCGUCCAACGAGAGGCAAAGAAGCCAGGACAGAGUUGGAGCAAAACGCUGACUCCCAUAAAAAUAACAAGAACCCCGUGGCAGCAGCAGGAGUAGCAGCAGCAGCGGAGGAGAUCCAGACUUUCUUUAACUCUCCAAAAUUUACCUGUAUCACCCCUCCAUCAAAUGAUCCUAAAGCGGCAACUUUCACUUCCAAGAGGCGGAUGGGUGACUUUCCACGUUGCUUUGUGAGGAGGAGAUGAUGAAGAAUUUCGGCAGCAGUCCCCCUCACAACAGCAACAACCACCACCAGACUCCCAACCACAUCAGAGAGCGACACCACCGAAAGCACGGCUUGCUCUGCGCUCUACCGUGGCGCUUCUCCUUGCGAGGUUAUGGUUUCUGUAUGGCUGCGCUUUUCCUCUUCUGCUUCGGCUCGCUUUGUUACCAGCUGAACGGGGGGGCUCCAAGAAUCCUGCUGGACAUCAGGCAGUAUCUCGGGGAAUCCACGUAUCUGAAUGACCACGGACCACCUGCUCAGAGAGUGCUCCCGUUUCCCAGCCAGGUGGUUUAUAACCGUGUGGGGAAGUGCGGCAGCCGGACAGUGGUCAUCUUACUGAGGCUUUUGGCUGAAAAACAUAAAUUCAACCUUGUCUCUUCUGACAUCCAUAACAAGACACGUCUCAUGAAACAAGAACAGGUGGAUCUAGUGAAGAACAUCAGUAAGAUCCCUCAGCCAUUUCUCUACACAAGACAUGUUCACUUCAUGAAUUUCACCAGGUUCAGGAUAGAGCAGCCUGUCUACAUCAACAUAAUCCGAGAUCCCAUAAGCCGGUUCCUCUCCAACUAUUUCUUCCGUCGCUUUGGUGAUUGGAGAGGGGAGCAGAACCACCUCAUCCGAACACCAGGGAUGAAAAAUGAUGAGCGAUACCUAGAUAUAAAUGUGUGCAUUCUAGAGAAUUACCCUGAGUGCUCCAAUCCACGAGUUUUCUACAUCAUUCCCUAUUUCUGUGGACAACAUCCUAAGUGCAGAGAGCCUGGAGUGUGGGCCUUAGAGAGGGCCAAGCAGAAUGUGCUGGAGAACUACCUCCUUGUGGGUAUCUUGGAGGAGCUGGAAGAUGUUCUGCUCAUGCUGGAGAGACUCUUACCCCAUUACUUUUCUGGAGUACUGGACAUUUAUAAGAGUCCAGAAUAUCGAAAAAUGGGAAACCUGACUGGCACGGUCAGAAAACAUACGCCUACGCUGGAGGCCCUGCAGGUGUUGUAUCACCGCAUGCGCUACGAGUACGAGUUCUAUGACUUCAUCCGUGAUCAGUUUCACCUCAUGAAGAAGAAAAUUGGCCUGAGAUCCACCUCUCGCCCGCCGGUCUACCCGCCUGAUUUCUUACAGGAACUGGCCCUUCGAACACCUGAACCUUUAGAUGAAGAUGAGGAGCUAGACUCAGACCUGGAGGAUGCCAACAGCUGGUUGGUUCAUCCCUGAGGACUGUGGAAACAGUGGAUAAAGCCAAACAAUAGAGUCGACUAAAACUGGCUAAAGAAAGCAUGAGACUCCCAGAGGAAUAGUGGCAGUAUGUCCCAUCUUUUGGCACCUUUGCUUUGGAGAGUUCGCUUUUUUGUCUUCAAGCUCUUAUUAUGAAAGGCCCAGCACUUUGGACUUAAGCAUCUGAAAGAAACAAAAAUGAUCUAUUUAAGAACUGGAUGAGGACAGAUGGAAAUAAUUACAGGCUCAAAUUAUUUCAUGAUUGGUUUUACUGGAGCUUGUUAUGAGGGUUUUAUGAUCUUAACUGUUAUAAUCUCCAGGAGAGAUUAGUGGACAAUUUAAUGUGUUGGGAUAUACACUAAAUGUUGAAGAGGACUUCAGAGACAUUUCCAAUCAGACUUUUAUUUUAUAAAGGUGCUGAUUUAAUAAAAAAAAUUACUUGGAGUGGGGGGGAUAGUGCCAAAAGUGUUGUAUGUAUAUUAGCUGUCCAGGACUGUUAUAAGUGCCAAAUCUCAGUAGGAUUUCCAGUAACUGUGAGACAGGAAGCUUUGGGAUCACAGUUGGUAACAGUUGCAUUAAGUUAAUUUAGUUGUUAUAAGAUGUUUAUAACAUUUUAAGGAAUUGUCAAAUGUUGUAAGGUAUGAAUGAGGGUUAAACCAUACACAUCUAUUAUGAAUUCAGAGAAUUCCACCUAGAUGUACAUGAAUGACUGAGUUUGACCUUGCCGGCAGAGUAAUUUAGAAUAGUUUUGUUAUUUAGGAAAUACAAUUCCUUGACAGUAUGUCAGGGGUAUGAGUCACAUGCUAAAAGCAUUAGGGAGCCUCAUUUGUAAUCCAAAGGUGAAAAGAAAUCAGAGUUUACCAAAUGACAGUGUUUUGCUGUGAUGCUUUUUUAAACUGUAUAAAUAUCCUGCAGGGUUUUUUUUUUUUUUUUUGUGAAAUAAUGCUUUGUGAAAAUCUGCAGCAAAAUGAGGGAUUUGAUCAAAACUGGAUAACAUUUUGCCUUUUAUUUUAACUUGGUUAUGUAAUGGUGAAUGAUAUUUGCUUGCAAGGCAUGGAAGUGUUUGUGCUCUUUAUGUUUUAGAGAGUACUGAAUUCUUAAAGUGAUGUUCUUUAAAGGAUUAUAAGCAGUUAAUUUCUCACCCACAGUAAAUACUCUUUAUAUAUCUUCAUCUAGAGUUUUCUGGAUUUGCUAUUACUACAAGCAAAGGCUAAGCAGAAAUUGUCAAGCACCAAAGCAUUUUACAACAACUGAAAUCUCGAUAACAUUAAACAAGUUUUUUUUUUUUUGUUUGUUUUUUGUUUGUUUUGUUUUUUUAGAUCACCUGAGAAACCUUUAACUAUCAUUAGGUUUGCUUGGCUUUUGUUAUUUACAGAGAAGCCGAUAAUUAUUGAGAUAAUGAAGCUCAGAGAUGUUGCAUCACCAAUAAUGUUUCUGUAUCAAGCAAGUACUUAGAUCAGAUGUGGCCACAUUUCUAGACAGCAUGUAUAAAAGAAAACUUAAUGAAUGUAAGAAGCAAACGUCUCAACUCUGAUUUGCAAAAUUUCUUAGCUGCUUAAUUUUUCUAUAACUGACAGAUGUUUCACACAGAUAAAUAUUAUUGAUGCUUCAGCUCCUAUACUAACUAU
This is a messenger RNA of Gambusia affinis (western mosquitofish), 3175 nucleotides long. RefSeq names its product uronyl 2-sulfotransferase a (gene usta). The record is from RefSeq and is a predicted model, not a curated record. Gene Ontology annotation, cellular component: membrane. The coding region runs from base 324 to 1547 and encodes 407 amino acids. Gene Ontology annotation, molecular function: sulfotransferase activity. Lineage: Eukaryota; Metazoa; Chordata; Actinopteri; Cyprinodontiformes; Poeciliidae. The transcript is spliced from 8 exons.